Molecule: messenger RNA, 2502 nt
Organism: Toxotes jaculatrix (banded archerfish)
Lineage: Eukaryota; Metazoa; Chordata; Actinopteri; Toxotidae
Gene: slc35e3
Product: solute carrier family 35 member E3
Exons: 8
Coding region: 298-1239 (313 amino acids)
Cellular component (GO): Golgi apparatus
Molecular function (GO): nucleotide-sugar transmembrane transporter activity; antiporter activity
Source: RefSeq, a predicted model, not a curated record
GCGGUUUUCAAGCAGAGAGCACGGCUGUAUUCAGCUGGACAGCAGGGAAGAAAAUCCUCCAGUGCACCAGCGGGGAUUCGUCACUGCAAAGGCCGGGAUUGGAACUCUGACUGCCGCGGGACAGGCGCACGCACAGCCCGGUAACUAACUGGUGGUUGUUUGGUCGAAGUGAACAAAACACAGAGGGGAGACGCGGAGAGACAGAUGGAAAGAUGGAGACCCCAGUGUGAACAGGCAGCUCAGCGCAGUUAAACAAAGCUCGGCUGGAGUAAGCUAAGCUGGGACACCUUCAUAACUAUGGCUGAUAGGCUGUUUAGUUUUUCAGCCAACAGGCGCAUCAUCGCCGGGCUACUGGUCAACCUGCUCUCCUCCAUCUGCAUUGUUUUUAUCAACAAGUGGAUCUACGUACACUAUGGCUUCCCCAACAUGACCCUGACCCUGGUUCACUUUGUGGUCACCUGGCUGGGACUCUACAUCUGCCAAAAAAUGGACGUUUUCUCUCCAAAAAGCCUCCCAGUUCGUAGGAUUGUGUGGCUGGCUCUCAGCUUCUGUGGGUUCGUGGCCUUCACCAACCUUUCCCUGCAGAACAACUCAAUAGGAACGUACCAGCUGGCUAAGGCCAUGACCACACCCGUCAUCAUCCUCAUCCAGACCACCUACUACAAGAAGACCUUCUCCACCAAGAUUAAACUGACGCUGGUGCCCAUAACGUUAGGGGUGAUACUGAACUCAUACUAUGAUGUGCGGUUCAACCUGCUGGGGACAGUGUUUGCAUCGCUGGGUGUUCUGGUAACAUCGCUUUACCAAGUGUGGGUGGGGGCGAAACAACAUGAGCUCCAGGUGAACUCCAUGCAGCUUCUGUACUAUCAGGCUCCUCUGUCCUCAGGCUUCCUGCUCUGCAUUGUUCCUUUCUUCGAGCCGCUGACUGGAGACGGAGGAAUAUUUGGACCCUGGUCUCUGCCUGCUCUGGUGACAGUGCUGUUCUCAGGUGUGGUGGCGUUCCUGGUCAACCUAUCCAUCUACUGGAUCAUAGGAAACACCUCAGCUGUCACCUACAACAUGUUUGGUCAUUUUAAAUUCUGCAUCACCCUGGUAGGAGGCUACCUGCUCUUUCAUGACCCACUGUCACUCAACCAGGCGUUGGGGAUCCUCUGUACUCUGGCAGGUAUUCUGUCUUACACUCACUUCAAACUGGUUGAACAGGAGGAGGGGAAGAGCCGCCUGGCUCAAAGACCGUAGGAUGACUUACCUGUCAAUCAACUACACAGAUUCCUGCCAUUGGCUGCCUGCAGUGUGACUGGCAGAGACCUCUUAAUUUUUUUUCUAUUUUAUUAUGAGUAUUUUUUUAGGAGAUUAAAGAAUUUCAUUGUGGUUCCCUGAUGGGAUUAAAUGUGUACAACAUGUCGACAUGCAUGACAUGUGCUCUUCAUGCUCUUCCCAUGGUUCUUUGUUCAACAACUCACUGCUGCUGUUUGUGGCGUGCUGUUGGCAGAUUGAAUCAGAAGGACAAUACAGGGUGGACACAGUUAAAGGUCUGUAAAAGACCCUGUGAGCGAAGCAUCAAACCUUCAUCUGCUGCUGCAGGCAGGCGCUGCCUUGAAAAUAAAAAUAAUAAAUAUUUUAGUAAAAUAAUAAUAGCAAUUUUUUCCUGCUACUUCAGCUCAUCAAGCAGAAAACAAUGGCAGCUCAACAUACACAACCAAAACAAAGUAUUUCAACACUGUACAUCCUCUUUCACCUGUUUCUGCUUUUAGAUACUCAGACAAACUACAGUAUACUAAAAUGCCCACAGACAUGAGAAUCUAUCAGCUGUUAAGGAAAAGUUUGAGAACCACUGCACUAAGGUCCCACCAGCCAAAGGAAAAGAGAGGGACUGUGAUUAAAUCAAUUGUUAUCCUUUUUUUUAUAUAAACAUGUUUGUAGUUUAAAUCCUUGUUAUUUACACACAAAAAUCAGAACCUAUCCUUUAAUAUACCUCAGCGCUGACUUAGGAUGAUAGUUGCACUAGUCUCUCUCAACAUGAAAAAUUAUGGAGUGAUUUCACAGCAGAAUGUCACUGUUGAAAAUGUUGAUGGAUCUGAGCCUUUAAACAGAACAGUUGUCAAACAGCAGGAACAGUGUUGGGUCAUGAUCUUUUUGUUGUUUUAAAUUCAGUGUUUAUCGUCAUAGAAUUUCAAUUUCUACUUAUGAACGACUCUUAGUCUCAUUCAGUGUUAGUUUAAUUUUCUUAUUUUUCUUAAUUUUUAAAUAAAUUUUUGAUAAUUUUUUGCUGCGUGUGAAGAAUCUGAUCACACCCACCUAACAGAGAUGUAGUGAUUUCUACUUUUUUUUUUUUUAAACAUUUCAGAUGCAUACCUACACCUGUAGGAUCACAGGUGGUGAGGGACAGGCAGGUGGUGUGGAGGUCAAAGGUUGGGAUGGUGAUUAAUCCCAGCUGAAAUCUGUUGUAUAUUUAAUAAUUUAAAAAGUGCUGAAAUAAAACUCUAAUCUUCAUUACAGGAA